Messenger RNA from Acanthaster planci (crown-of-thorns starfish), 1323 nucleotides. RefSeq names its product sigma non-opioid intracellular receptor 1-like. The record is from RefSeq and is a predicted model, not a curated record. Gene Ontology annotation, cellular component: endoplasmic reticulum. Lineage: Eukaryota; Metazoa; Echinodermata; Asteroidea; Valvatida; Acanthasteridae.
CCCGCAAUUAUUCUAAGAGUAACACUAAUAGUUACAGAGUGCACAAGGCUAAAUAACUGGACCGAUGUACAACGCACUGAUUUAAGUUAAGAUCUCUGGUCCACCGAAAUGAAUGGUGUGCCCACAUUAAUUUUCAAACUAAGGGCAAACUAUAUUGGUCUCUCACUAUCGUAGAUAAUACGAUAGUGUGAUAAAUUUUGAAGGAGUUUCUACUUAGUUCGUUGCCACAGUUCCGACUGUCUUGAAGCAGAUCCACUGUUGAAAGGAGCGUGCGUCCUUCUCGUCAGCAAUGAAGUAUAAAUCCGCCGCCAAAGUAAGUUUCUCCUCCCUGGUAGUCCUGGGGUUGAGCAUCGUCGGAAUCCACUACUGGAUGGAGACUAAGAGCUAUCUCCUUGAUGAUCAGACGCUAGCCAGAAUCGCCGAGAAGUACGUGGGGCUCCCCCACCAGGAGGCUUUCGACAAGGUCCACGCCGAGCUCAUGGAAAGCUACCCCGGCCACAUCCUACCACCAGAGGAGGCCCAGUGGAUGUUCGUCAACGCGGGAGGCUGGAAAGGUGCUAUGUGUAUGAUCCACGCCUCCAUCACCGAAUACGUGAUCUUCUUCGGCACGGCAGUGGACACCGUUGGUCACUCAGGCCGCUACUGGGCCAAUAUAUCUGACACAGUUUUGACCGGGACGUUCAGACAGUGGUCAGAGGGCACGACAGUCAGCCAAGUCUUCCACCCAGGCGACACCAUCCUGCACGUGUGGGGAGACGUCACCAUGGUGCAGUGGUCAGAGGGCACGUGGAUGGUGGAAUACGGCCGGGGAUUUCUCCCCUCCACUCUACCCUUCACUUUCUCGGACACCAUCUUCAGCACCCAGGACAUCUGGGGCCUGCUCAAGAUCUUGGGCUUGUAUAUACGGCUGCUAUGCCGUGAACUGGCUUGCUACAUGGGCGAGCUGGUGGACUGAUGACUAGGAUAGUAAGGCCUGUGCAAUCUUUAAAUUGGAACAAAUUUGAGGCAAUUACCGAGUAGGUUACGGGGCAUAAUUAUUUAUUACAAGUACGCUUGAAAUCCCCAUCCGUCGGUGAACAAUGACGAUGAUUCUUCCAUGGUUAUCUGGAAUGAUGCCAUUUUAGAAGGAUGUUCCUACAAGCGUAUUCAUUCCGCACAGUUGGACAUAUUUGUGCUUCACAGCCGACUGUUACUACCAAUUCUUUUGCACCAAAUUCUUACACACUAUGCCGUUACAGGUGUCAGAACAAUUACAGGUACAUGUAUAACAAGCCUCUCGGCACAUAUUUGAUCCGGCGCCCAUCAUGGUUCGAUUUUUCCGUA